GGAGGGCAUUGAGAAGCUCUGUCAAGAUCUAGGCAUCGGGACCGAUAGCAUUGAGAUCUUGGUCAUUGCAUGGAAGCUGCACGCGAAAAACAUGGGCUACUUCACUCGGAGCGAAUGGGUGGAUGGGUUCUCAAGACUGGAGGUUGAUUCCUUGGAGAAGCUCCGUGCCAAGCUGCCAGCGUUCAGAAACAUUUUCGACAGCCCUUCGGAUUCUAAAGAGCUGUAUAUGUUUGCGUUCGUCUUUGCUAAAGAGAAUGAUUCAAAGAAUCUUCCUUUAGAGCUUGCAAAAGGCAUGUGGAAGCUGGUGUGCCCACCUGAGCAUUUCCCGCUGAUCCCUUCCUUCUUGGCCUUCCUCGAUGAAAUGGCCCCUGUCAAGGUAGUGAACAAGGAUCAGUGGAGGAGCUUUUGGGAAUUCUCCGUCACAGUCAGUUAUGACCUGACGGGAUAUGAUGAGACGAGUGCCUGUAAGUGUUACCCCGCUAUCAUCGCACUUGCUGUUUGUUUCAACCCCACUAAACCCAAAGUUUGCAUCACAGGGCCUCUCCUAUUCGACGAGUACGUGGCCUGGAGGCGGAAAUAGGCUCGAAUUUUUUUUGCUUCCUCAGCAUCGACGUGAUUUGGGGGAACCGAGACCGCUUGCCACACCAUUCAUCAGGCGUACAACAUAUUUCGCGGUGUAUAUACGGGAACACAAACACCACUAGCAUCGCAAAUCCGUCGAGAUUUAUUUCACUUUUAGAUUCUUAAACGCAGCGUUUCCAAGAUACCCCCGUUUAAUUUAGACAUACCUCCGCGCACCCAUGUUACGUAAAAUAUGAAGCCUCGU
Molecule: messenger RNA, 826 nt
Organism: Fimicolochytrium jonesii
Lineage: Eukaryota; Fungi; Chytridiomycota; Chytridiomycetes; Spizellomycetales; Powellomycetaceae
Product: Cullin binding-domain-containing protein
Exons: 5
Coding region: 92-580 (162 amino acids)
Biological process (GO): positive regulation of ubiquitin-protein transferase activity; protein neddylation
Cellular component (GO): ubiquitin ligase complex
Molecular function (GO): ubiquitin-like protein binding; ubiquitin conjugating enzyme binding; cullin family protein binding
Source: RefSeq, a predicted model, not a curated record